ACAAGUUGCUCAGUUUUGUUCCGGAGCUACCUAGCAGAAUUCAAGGAGCUACCAUGGUCUCGUGACAAUUUGUACAAACAUCCAAGAGGGCCAAUCCGAGACAUCAAUGAAGAUCUCUGUAGUUUUGAAGUUUGCUUUUGUGGCCCUGUCUGUUUUUGAAUGCUGUGUAUCAGCCGCACACUUCAAGCCUCGGGAAGAUCCAAGAGAUGCUGAACAUAAAAGACAAUUUAUGCACAAAACCAAAGAAGUUUUCGAGAACUCAAGAGUGUUUCCCAAAAUGGAUUCCCAGAAUUCUGGAAAAAACGGGCUGAACGAGUUACGAGACAAGGCAGGAAACCGUCUCGAGGAUCAACUCUUGCCUCUUGAGCCAGGAUCCAUCGCUUUUGUAAAGGUCGUGGCACUGAUGGACAACCAACCGCUCCGUGACUCGGAAGUUCAACUGCCUAAAGGGAAUCUAUUAUUGAAGAUCAUUCUGAGUGAUGGCAAAGUGCAUCAAGCGAAGCUGAAAGGAAUCAAAAAGCAAGGUCAUCAUUACGAAAAAGAGUUGAACGCCGUAAGUGAUUUUAAUCCGCCACUCAUCUGCACUCGUAAAGAAAUAAGAAAAUUGCCACUACAAUCUAAUAGAACAUGUUCAACUUUGGACAGAGCCAAAUGCACUUAUCCCCAAUUUGUUGAUGGUAAAACGUACCGUUUGGCAAUAGCCGUCAAUGGACAAACUCCUGGACCUACCUUAAUAGUUCACGAAGGGCAAGAAGUUAUUAUUCAUGUUCACAACAAUCUCACCACUGAAGGUAUUUCAAUUCACUGGCAUGGGAUGCAUCAGAAAGGAACUCCUUGGAUGGAUGGUGUAGGGCAAGUGACUCAAUGUCAGAUAGGACCCUCAUCGACCUUUACAUACAAAUACACCGCUCGGCCUUCUGGAACGUUUUGGUACCACUCUCACAGUGGCGCUCAAAGAACAGAUGGCUUGUAUGGCGCACUCAUAGUCAAAGAAAAUAAAAAAAGGUUGAAACAAAUCCAAACUGAACUAAACAUUAAUUUUAAAGACAAACCACAUCGACACACCUUAACGCUUCUGGACUGGCAACUUGAGGCAUCCUUUGACCUGUUCACACAGGCCCAGGGACACUUGGGCUUUUAUCCAGACAAGCCGCUUGGCGAAGUACCCACUCCAGAUGAUCCAAAGUAUAAAGGUACACGCAGUUUUGACAAUGGAGGGACUGGGCCUAUUCCGUACUUUUCUGGAAUCAUAAAUGGCAAAGGCAGACAUGAUGACGUUAAAUACAAAAAAACAAGACUGCGCAUAUUCACUGUUAGGUCCGGAGAGACAUAUCGCUUUAGGCUUAUUGGAGCCCAAGGGCUUUAUUCUUACAGUUUCUCUAUUGAUGGCCAUAAACUGACCGUGGUCGGCACUGACGGCUACUGGAUUGAACCACAAAUAGAGGUUGAUUACAUCAUGAUCCAUCCCGGAGAGAGAUAUGACUUUCUACUGAGUGCAACAGAGACAACACUUAAAGACUACUGGAUACGUGCAGAGACUAUGGAAAUUGAUUAAAAUAGGAGCCGGCCACCCUACAAGUCACUAGGACAUGUGGCAGAAGCUAUUUUGCACUAUCAACAGAAUGACGACGGUUUGGAUCCGGAUGAUAAUGUACCAUCGAGUGAAUAUGAAAAAAUAAAAAACAAAUCUCCUCGCAGAGAGUGCACCCAGGAGAAUAAAUGCAAAGCGGUGAACUGCCCAUUUGAGAACUUUCAUCCUUCAUAUAACAUUAUCUGUACUAAUGUACGCGACCUGCGUUUGCUUGAACCCACUCCUCCUGGGGAACUUCCAAAUGCAAACCCCACCAUAGGAUGCCCAGAUUGCAGACAUUUCGUCAACUUUCAUUUUGAAGGUCAAUUUCAAACUAGUUCCGUUAAUGGGCGCAAUUUUAUUCUUCCGUCCUUUCCACCUCAGACCCAAUAUGACAAUUUUACAACAUAAGACACGAUGUGCGACCUUAGGGCUGACUGCAAUCCUUCAACACUCGAGUGCUCAUGUGUCCAUAUGAUCGACAUUCCGUAUAACAAAACUAUUCAAUUGGUGUUCUCAUCAAUUGGUGCUGCCCCCAGUGCUCAUCCAAUUCACCUGCACGGCCAUACGUUUCAUGUGGUUGCCGUUGGAUAUCCAGAGUAUAACAAAACCACUGGUUUUAUUCAAAAACGCAACAGUGAUAUAUACUGCGCUGAUAUCAACUGUGCUAAAAAAGGGUGUGGGAACAACAGUUGCACCAGACCAAGCUGGAGAACAGAGCCAAUGCAUUUUUCCAUCAAUGACCGCACGAUCAGAAAAGACACAGUUAUGGUCCCUUCUGGGGGCUACGUUGUCAUCAAUUUCCUUUCUGAUAAUCCGGGCCAGUGGUUUCUUCACUGUCACAAAGAAUUGCACCAACUUGAGGGAAUGGCAAUGAUUGUCAAUGAGGCUUUGGAGGAGCAACGGAAAUUGUACCCACCCAAAGGUAUGAACAAGUGUGGAGACUUUAUACUAUCAGAAAAAAAGUAAGUCUUAACAUUCUCAGAAGCUAUUAGUCUCAACAAAACUACUACUUGAAAACGCUUCUGCAACAAUGCAUGUGCCGAGAUCCAGAGUUAAGUAUUUUGGGCUGAAUUCAAAUCGAAUACCCGCUAACAAAAAGUAAGUAUUUUUGUAUCCUUAAGCCUGGUUCACACGUGCAAUGCAAACGCAAACGCAAACGCAAAUGCAAAGAUCUAAAUGUGCGGAGUACCCCAACGCAACUGUAAAUGCAAACGUAAGCGUCGAGGAAUGAAAACAACGCAAACGCAAAUGCAAAUGCAAGUGCAAGCGUCAACACAAGUAAUGACAAAUUUUAAUUUUUUUUUAAGCUUGCGGUUCCGUUUGCUUUC
Messenger RNA from Stylophora pistillata, 2901 nucleotides. RefSeq names its product multicopper oxidase 3-like. Gene Ontology annotation, biological process: iron ion transport. Gene Ontology annotation, molecular function: oxidoreductase activity; copper ion binding. The record is from RefSeq and is a predicted model, not a curated record. Gene Ontology annotation, cellular component: plasma membrane. NCBI's taxonomy places the organism in Eukaryota, Metazoa, Cnidaria, Anthozoa, Scleractinia, Pocilloporidae.